UAGACAGCUCUCUGCACUGCUAAAUCUCGUAGUCGAUGAAGUAGAGUCUACUGUAAAUACAGAUUGGAUACAGAUUUAAAACGAUCUAACAUUUCCAGUUUGUCGAGAAGUUAAUUCAGCAUUUUAAUGGAUACCCAUGUGUGAUAAAUGUACGCAUUUGAUUGUAUGCUUUGUCUGAUUUACAGUUUUUCCAAAUAGCCGAUCUAUGCUGAAUGGAUAUACAGUCAUGGAGCGAUCAUUAAUUAUAGUGGUGGUAAGAAAGCUUCGAUGAAAUCGGCCACUGUCAAUAAAUAAAUGGAGACUGCGAGGACUUCUAUGAGAAUGGGUAACACGUGUUCUAUAAAGAGGCUGAUACGAGGUUGACUUCAUUCACUGGAAACUUCAGGUAUGUCAUUAAUAAAAAACAUUGUUGUGCAAAAUAUACAGGGCAUAUGACCUUUUUCACACGAUUAAAUGGUUGGCAAUAGUUCAUAGAAAUAUUAUUUAUUUAAUUUACUAUAAAAGACAUGAUUGGCUGUUAUCUAUUGGUUGCUUACCUAUAUAGUUAUAUGGAUAUAAUUACUAUUCAAUUAAUUUGCCAUGAUGUGUAAUUUUUAGAUAUGGUAAAAUUUUAUAUACAGUAAUUAAUGAAUGCAAAUGGUGACAAUUAUACAAUAUAAUACAGUGUUUCAGAUAAGAAAUAUUCAUUUUUACUUGUAGUAUUUUUUUAAACAUAAGGGGCAGUCUAUGAGGGCAGCAUAACUUUAAUGAGUGUGCGCCAUAUUGACCACAGAUACAGAGCCUUCAGAAAGUAUUCCUACCCCUUGACUUAUUCCACAUUUUGUUUCUCCAGCCUGAGUUCAAAAUGGGUUAAAUAGAUUUUUCUCUCUCACCCAUCUACACACAAUACCCCAUAAUGACAAAGUGACCAUUUUUUGGUUGUUGACAUUUUAGCUAAUUUAUUGAAAAUGAAAUACAGAGCUAUCUCAUUUAUGUAAGUAUUCACACCCUUAAGUCAAUACAUGUUAAAAUCACCUUUGGCAGCAAUUACAGCGGUUAGUUUUUCUGGGCAAAUCUCUAAGAGCUUUGCACACCUGGAUUGUACAAAAAUGUGCACAUUAUUCUUUAAAAAAAUAUUCAAGCUCUGUCAAGUUCGUUGUUAAUCAUUGCUAGACAGCCAUUUUCAAGUCUUGCCAUAGAUUUUCAACAUUCAAUGUCGUCUUGGUAAGCAACUCCAGUGUCUAUUUGGCCUUGUAUGUUAAGUUAUUGCCAUGCUGAAAGGGGAAUUUGUCUCCCAAUGUCUGUUUGGAAAGCAGACUGAACCAGGUUUUCCUCUAGGGUUUUGCCUGUGCUUAGCACUAUUCCGUUUCGUUUUAUCCUUAAACAAAAGUCCCUAGUCAAUGCCGAUGACAAGCAUACCAAUAACAUGAUUCAGCCACCACCAUGCUUGAUAAUAUGAAGAGUGGUACUCAGUGAUGUGUUGUGUUGGAUUUGCCACAAACAUAAUGCUUUGUAUUCAGGGCAUAAAGUACAUUUCUUUGACAAAUUUUUUGCAGUUUUACUUUAGUACCUUAUUGCAAACAAGAUGAAUGUUUUGGAAUAUUUUUUAUUCUGUACAUGUAACGCUUGCCGUCUGGAGAAGGAGAGGAGGACCAAGGUGCAGCGUGAUUUGGGGAACAUGAAGUUGUCUUCAGUCAGAAUGGGAGUCGUCAAGGUCAUGUUGCUCAUCUUUUUGGCCAUUCUGUUGUCUGACUGUGCAAGGGGACCUCCGCGGAUGGCUGAGAGGGUGGCCCAUAGACAGUCAGUGCACCUGGGGAGUUCCAUCAAGCUGCCAUGCCCUGUUGAAGGAGACCCGCCACCCCUCAUCAUGUGGACCAACGACGGCCGCAACAUCCACAGCGGCUGGACCCGCUUCCGCAUCCUCCGCCUGGGCCUGAAGAUCAAGGAAGUGGAGGUUGAGGAUGCUGGAACAUACAUCUGCAAAGCCACCAACGGCUUUGGCAGCGUCAGUAUCAACUAUACUCUCAUUGUCAUUGAUGACUCUGGUGCUGAUAAGACUGGCCCAGGGGUCCCUGGUGGGGUGGAGUCAGAGUAUGACCCUGACCACCUAUCAGGAAAACUAGUGCGUCCCCGCUUCACACAGCCUGCUAAAAUGAGGAAACGGGUGAUCGCCCGCCCAGUGGGGAGCUCUGUGCGGCUGAAGUGUACAGCCAGCGGUAACCCUCGGCCAGACCUUGUGUGGCUGAAGGACGACAGGCCGCUGACGGAGCGCGAGGUUGGCGAGGGGCGCCAGAAGAAGUGGACUCUGAGCCUGAGGAACCUGACCCUGGAGAACAGCGGCAGGUACACCUGCAGAAUCUCCAACCAAGCCGGGGAGAUCAACGCCACCUACAAAGUGGAGGUCAUACAGCGGACCAACUCCAAACCCAUCUUGACGGGCACUCACCCGGUCAACACCACAGUGGACUAUGGGGGGACUACCGCAUUCCAGUGCAAAGUGAGGAGCGAUGUCAAACCCGUCAUCCAGUGGCUCAAGCGUGUGGAGUCCAACGAGGAGAGUCGGUACAACUCCACCAUCGAGGUGGGCGACCAUCGCUUCAUGGUGCUGCCAACGGGAGAGGUGUGGUCACGCCCUGACGGCUCCUACCUCAACAAGCUGCUCAUCACCCGCGCCAAGGAGGAGGAUGCUGGCAUGUACAUCUGUCUGGGUGCCAACACCAUGGGCUACAGUUUCCGCAGUGCUUUCCUCACCGUGCUGCCAGAAUCUGUCGAUUGCUCAAUGCAGCAUCAACAAAUAACCCACAGUGGUGAUAGUGACUCGAUCAAAGUGUUUGUGCGGGUGAGACCUCUGACCCAGGGGACUGGCCUGACCACUGAUGGAGACCAAGGCCUCUGUCUCACAGUCACCUCUCCCAACACCAUUCGCCUGCACUCCAAGCCGGAGCCACGGACAUUCACCUAUGACCAUGUUGCUGACAUGGACAUCACUCAGGAUUCUGUAUUCUCCAGUGUGGCCAAGAACAUUGUUGAGUCAUGUAUUAAUGGAUACAAUGGCACCAUUUUUGCCUACGGACAAACUGGCUCUGGAAAAACAUUCACAAUGCUUGGUCCGUCUGAUUUCGACAACUUUACUGAUGACCAACGGGGGGUUAUCCCUCGAAGUUUUGAGUACCUGUUUUUCCUUAUCAACAGGGAGGUAGAAAGGUCUGAGAAUGCCAAAAGCUUCUUGUGCAAAUGCUCCUUCAUUGAGAUCUACAACGAGCAGAUCUAUGACCUGCUGGACAGCGCCUCAGCCAGCCUGUUCCUCAGAGAGAACAUCAAGAAGGGGGUGUUUGUGGAAGGGGCUGUAGAGAAGUUUGUCACUUCAGCUGCUGAAGCUUACCAGGUGCUGUCGAUGGGCUGGCGUAAUCGGCGCGUGGCCUCUACCUCCAUGAACAGAGAGUCCUCACGGUCCCAUGCAGUUUUCACCAUGACUCUGGAGUCCAAGGAGACUGCUAAGGAGGUGGUGAACAUUCGCACAUCCCAGCUGAACUUGGUGGACCUGGCAGGGUCAGAGAGGCAGAGAGACACACACACAGAGGGUUCCAGACUCAAGGAAGCCAGCAGCAUCAACCGCUCCCUCAUGUGCCUGGGUCAGGUGAUCAUGGCGCUGGUGGAUGUGUCCAAUGGGAAGAGCCGGCAUAUCUGCUACAGGGAUUCCAAACUCACCUUCUUGCUUCGGGACUCUCUUGGAGGAAAUGCUAAGACCUACAUUAUAGCCAAUGUGCACCCAGGCUCUAAGUGCUUUGGGGAAACUCUAUCCACCUUACAGUUUGCCCAGAGAGCCAAGUUGAUCAAAAACAAGGCCAUGAUCAAUGAAGACACGCAGGGGAAUGUGAGGCAGCUUCAGACUGAGGUGAAAAAGCUGAAGGAGCAGCUAGCUCAGGCUCUCUCUGCCCAGACACACAGUGGGGGAGAUGUGGCCCCAGGAGGGCCCCAGAUUCCCAUUGACCUCACUGAAGGUGGUCUUGAUGCCUCAUACAAGACACAGUUUUUAGAAGCUGUGCGUCUGUGGAAAAAGUGUGAAAACGACAAGCAGAUGCUGCUCCAGAAACUGUCUCAGCUUGAGGAGGCCUGGUCCCAGAAGGAGAAGUUUAUUCACUCCAACCGCAUGAUUCUCAAGUUUAGAGAGGAACACAUCUCUCGCCUGGAGAAGAGCCUAAAGGGUGGCCAGGGAUUACUUUCUGACCCACAGAGCCAAGCCCUCGUCGACCAGCUCAAGGAGGAGAUCAAGAUCCUUCGAGACCAGAUUGCGCAUCACCCAAAGAUGACCCGGUAUGCAGCAGAGAACUACAGCCUCCGGGAGGAGAACCGGCAGCUCCGCUCUCUUGAGUCUGUGAGUAGAGCUGAGGGGGCUGCAGGCCAAGCUGCUGCAGAGCUAGAGGAGGAAUUCCAGAGGGCUCUGGAGACUGAGUGGUCUGAUGGAGCUCAGCCGUCUUACUCCACUCCGGUAACUGCAGAAAACAUCUCUGCCAUAUCCAUGGCGAGGCUGAAGGCCCAGUUUCUCCAGAAACAGACAGAACUCACAGCCACCAUCCAAGCCUUCGAAGAGUAUAAGGAACUCACCAAGAAACAGAUGUCAGAGUUGGAAUCAGAGAAGAGGUACCUGGAUAAGUCCAACAAGCACCUGGAGAACAUUCUGGAGGCCACAAAGGCUCACAAGAAACUGGAGGUUUCUCAGCUGAACAAGAUCCACUUUGAAACUAUCAAGAUUCUCACCACCCCCACCAAGGCCUACAACCUGCGGACCCGCCUGGUGCCACUCUCCAGCCCCGACCAUCUGAAUGUGAACGGGAGAGGAGAUGACGACGUGGAUGACAUCCAGAGUGAGCAGCCUCCACCAGCUAUGACUGAGAUGGCUUGUGAGGCGCUGACUGAGGAGCUGCAACAGGUCCAGGAGCAAGCCAGUCAGGUGCAGACUCUGCUGGACCAGGAGGAGCUGAAGAGCAGGAAGCUGCUGCAGCAGAUUGUCAAGCUGGAGGAGCAGGUGACUGGGAUGAUAGAGGAGUUCAGCUGCAAGGAUGAGCUGCUCUCCACUGAGCGAAGUGGCUGGAACAGAGAACAGCUGAGCCUGCAGGAGACUAUCAGCAACCUGGAGCUGAACCUAAAGGCAGAGAGAAGCACCAGGGAGGUUCUGAAGAGCGAGGUGCAUGACCUGCGCCUGGUGCUUCAGUCCUCUGAUAGGGAGCUGGCUGCUGUGAAGAAGGAGCUGUGUGAGGGCCAGAGUGAGCAGCAUAAGGAGACGGCACACCUCUCUAGCAGCCUGAUCAGCACUCAGCUACAGCUCCAAGAAGUCCAGCGGGAGUGGGAGCAGCUCCUAGAGCAGCAGCGGUCCCUGCAGGAUGCCUUGGACCAGCUCCAGGCAGAGGCCAAGUUUGAUGCAGACCAGUCCAGGCAGCAGCUAGAGGAGAAACGGCAGGAGGUCACAGCUCAGCAGGCCCAAAUCACGGAAUUGACAAACGCUCUGCAGUCUGAAAGAGAACACACCAGUAAUCUGACCUCCCAGUUGAAAGAGGAUAAAGAGAGCACUUUAGAAGAGCUUGUUCAGACAAUGGAGCAGAAUGCAGUGCUGAGGAAGAAAGUGUCUGAGCUGACUACACAAAGCCGACAACAGGCUUCUAAUAUGGAAAGCCUUGAACAAAAUCUGACAACUGCCAAUGGGACCAUAACCAGUCUUGAGCAAAAGAUUGAACAAGACAAAGAGUUUGUGCUGGAGCUGAUCAACCAGACCAGGGACCUCCGCAGUGAGCUGGGCGAAAAGGACCAGUGCCUCGCCAUGCUGUCUGGAGAUGUCAAGGACCUCACGGUUAAGUACAGUGCUGCUUGCUCUGAGAGAGAGGAGAUCAAGGAACACAACAACAGGAUGCAAGCAGAGCUCCAGGACCUGAGAGAAGCAGCCGAAAGGAAGGUAGCUUCUAAUCUGAUAGAGGUAGAGGUGCUUCAGGAGGAGGUGGUCUAUGCCACUGAGGAGGUGGAGCGACUCACCAAGGUGUUAGACGAGCAGGCAGGUCUUCUCCAAGCUUCACAGGAUCAGACUGCUCAGAAGGAGGCUAUCAUCCAAACUCUCCAGGAGAAGUUAAAACAACAGCAAGAAGCGGUUGAGAGGACUGUCCGAGGCGAGAGUGCCAAUCGUAUUCCACAGUCAUCCGUCACCCCUAAAGUGCUGCCACAGACACCUCACACCCCCCGGAGCUUCAACACUGAUCUGAGCCAGGUGCUGGAGUGCCAGGAGAGGGAGCUGGAGAACCGACGCUCCUCCAUGUUGACUAUGGAAGUGCUCCUCACUGAGCUCAACUCUGAAAGGGCCGCCAAGAACGAGGAGAUCCAGAGGCUCAAGGGUCAGCUGAAUGAGAAGGAAAUAAUGCGAAUGGAGAUCCAAGUUCUUCUUGACCAGUUCUACACCAAGCAGAACCAACUGGCUCAGAAUGAAAACAAAAAUUGUGAUGUUUUAAACGAGGCCAUUAGUCAGAAUGUCUUGAGGGAGCUGCAGGAGGAGAGGCAUGAAAAGAGCACAGUAAUACAGAGGCUCACUGAAGCUCGGGAAAGACUGCAGAGUCAGGAAUCCCUACUGGCCCAGUCUCAGACCUGUGUCCAGGAGCUGACUAACGAGCUGAGGAAUCGCUGCCUGGAGCUCAGAGAGCUGAGCCGUAAGGAGCACGACAAGGAGAGACUGCUUCAGGAAGUGGAGGUUCUUCGGAAGCAGGUUGACCACUUGUCUGAGGAGAACGGCAAGCUUGUGGGCCAUAAGAACCAUAAGCAGAGGAUUGAGUACCUGGUUAAGCUAAAAAAGGAGAAUACCAAACUUCAAGAGGAAAAUGAAAAACUCAGAUCGGAAAUGAGUGUGCGAGAAAAUGCAUGAAGCUUGGAGAGAUUCUCAUUGGCCACUCAACAUUUCUUGUUGACUGCGAACAUGUCCCCAAAAACAUAACCUUUUCCCAUUUUGAGUUGACUGAUAACCAUGCUAUUGUAUCAUCACAUAGGAUAAACAUGACCUGUUUCAAAAACUGUGAUUCUCUCAAAUGUAUUUUAAUAUUUCUAUAUGAAUAUACUCCUAUUUCUAAGGCUGGGCUGGCCAAUACAUUGUGUUUAUUUUUACUGCAAUAUGUAUAAUUGAGGUAGGUAUGCAUCUCAUUGGAUCUUAGUAUCCCAUGAUAUUUCCACUAUACCUCUGCAGGCUAAAACAUAGGCUACUUGUUCUCACCUGAAGCCAGUGUAGCCCCCUAGGCCACAUUUAAAUGAAAGCCAUGCCACAGCGUCAUCUGCAUUCAUAUCUUACACUCGUUUAUAUGAUAUCAUCCUUUGUAUUGUAAUUGUUUUGAUAAACAUUUUGGUCUAUAAUCGCCCAGCCCUAGUGUUUACCACAUUGGCUACCAGAGAUGCCACAAUAGGGUAGUCACAUUGUUUAACAACUGAUCUGCUGGAUUAAAUAUAUUUCAAAACUGUAAAUAGAUGUUCUCUGUAGUAGAAUAAUAAGUCAUACGGGUGAAUUUGCGAUUUUGUCCACUUGAUCAUAAACGAAAUAUAGAAUUUGUUUUUGUUACCAUUAUCUUGUCUGUUGGCGCAAUGUGUGUCUUGUUUUACUUUUUCUACUAGUCUCAUCUAUGGCUUUAGAAUAAGUGACAGGAUCAUGUCUUUGGACAGGGUGCAAAUAAUUUCCUAUUACUUUAUGCUAAACUGUGUACUGCUUCUUUCUACCAUUUCUACUAUUUGUAAUAUGUGUUAAUGAGAUAAAGAAAUCCAAAUGUA
Salvelinus fontinalis (brook trout) is the source of this 7764-nucleotide messenger RNA. RefSeq names its product kinesin family member 15 (gene kif15). The coding region runs from base 1565 to 6877 and encodes 1770 amino acids. The transcript is spliced from 40 exons. Gene Ontology annotation, molecular function: ATP binding; microtubule binding; microtubule motor activity. Gene Ontology annotation, biological process: microtubule-based movement. Lineage: Eukaryota; Metazoa; Chordata; Actinopteri; Salmoniformes; Salmonidae. The record is from RefSeq and is a predicted model, not a curated record.